AACGGUUAAGCGAUAGCCCCUUUGAGACACUGGAAUUCUGGCUAACGGAUCCCCGUAUAUGCUCUUUCUUCGUUACCCAAGCAUUUAUGCAACCCUUCCACCAUGCACUCGAGUACACCCUUAUGUACAUCCAGCAUGGCCAAAUCCCUGAUUGUCCCCACACAUGCACAAUGACGGCGUAGACCCUCCUGACAUCUCCAACUCCAUCAACAGAGUUUAUAUCUCGACUUCAUAAUGGGAGCCCGAUACCGCUAUUAGUAAUACCGGUAGUCAUGAACUUGGCUCACCAUUACCGGCUGGUGCCGAGGAUCAGGGCGGCAUUGACAGCGGACGGCAGGGAUCGGCACUACAGUAUAGCUUCCCGCCCGCCGAGUUGAUAGGUACAUAAGUACGAGUAGGAGGACGGAUGACAGGACUUACUGUGACCUUUGAGUUGUUGGACUUCUUUUCUACUUUGACGAUUCUCUCAUUUGAUAUUUGGUAUUUGCUGACGAGUACCGGUGUAGGGGCAGAGACUUCACCCAUUGAAGGAUAGUUUGGAUUACGUAUCCAUAUCGAGCUCCGCGAGGUAACCAUCAAGUACUCUUGUACCACAUCAUCGAGUCUGGCAACCACCUCAUCUCAGUAUCAACUCUUCGGUUCAUAUACCACUACCAGCUCUCGAUUCUCACUCUGAGGAACUCAACGUCCUUCAACCCAUCUCCAAAACCCAAAAGACCUCAGAAAUCACAAAGCAAAAACAAUGUCCCCACCAACAACCCGUCUCCAAGCCCUAACCUCCCACUUCCUCCCCUCAUCCUCAUCCUCUUCCUCUUCCCCGUCACCAUCACAACCACACAUCCACCAGCUCUCACCAACCUUCUUCCUCCCCCGCGCCGCGGAGAUCGAACCCGAUGCUCCUGCCAUCUACCAUGUGACUAGUAAUGGGAAGACGUUACGACGCUCGUACGAGGGGUUCGCGGAGAGAGCUAGGGGGCUGGCGUUCUUUUUUAAGGGGAGGGGAUCUAAGAGGGUGGGUUUACUGAUGCCGAAUACGCCGGCUUUUUUGGAGUGUGUUUUUGGGGUUGGGGCGGGGGGUGGGGUUUGUGGUAUGUGGAUUUCUUUUUUCUUUUCUUUUAUGUUUUUCUUUUUUUGUUCCUUGGGGUUGGUUAUUAGGGUUGUUGGUUUUGAGGACUGUUGGUUUUGAGGAUUGUUGAUUUUGAGGAGUUUUGGUGGUUUGAUGUGGGAGAGGAAGAGGGUGAGGUAGUCAGUCGGUUGUUGGUUACUGCUGGUUUUUGUGGGACCUGAUGGAGCCUCAUCCGCUCAUUCCUCUUCGGGUGUAGUAUUACUUUUUCCUUACUUUUUUCGUUCAACUCCGGCUUUGCUAUUUGCUUUGAGGGGUUGAACGAGAUGUUUUUCCUUGGGGGUUGUGUUCAUAUUCUCUUGGGCCUUGGUAUGGGGUGUGUUUGAGCUGAGUUAGUGCUUUCCCAACAUACAAACCUCUAAUGAAUAACUGGGUGUUUCAGUGGUUUGAUUAUUUUCAUAUUUCAUUCCAAAGCCUUCGGAAUUGUGGGAUGGAAGCGCUGAUCUGAGUCUCAUUUAGUUCCGGUAAACUACAGGCUCAAAACGGAAGACAUUUCUUAUAUCCUUGACUUUGCUGAAGUAGGUUCCCAUUUAAGAACUUAGGAUCCGUCCUGAAGUUGAAUUGUAUCAAAGGUGACUGAUCAUAUUCACAGGUAGACAUUAUCAUUGUUGAUGACGAGUUUACUCCCCUCUUAGAUGAUUACAAGAAAAGCCACCCACAUGUCCCCGUGAUAGUUGACACCGAUACAGACGCCACAGAAGGUCCAUUAUCAGGUCCUUUUGAUCAGGCCACCCUGGAAGGACUGAAUUACGACAAGCAGAAUGGGAAUCAGGGAUGGGCUGGCUUGGAAGCUCAAUGCGAGGAUGAAAACGAUACCAUUGCUGUUCCUUUCACUAGUGGAACGACGGCGAAACCAAAGGGUGUUGUUUAUACUCAUCGAGGUGCUUAUUUGGCGGCUUUGGGUAAUGUCAUUGAGAGUGGAUUGAAUUAUAAUGUUGGACGGUGUAGGUACUUGUGGACCUUGCCAAUGUUUCAUGCUAUGGGUGUAAGUAUCUCCUAAUCCGACAUGUACUAUGUUAAAAGCUAACUUUUAAUUUAGUGGAGUAAGUGAAAUCCCACAUCAGACAGUUUAUAAACCUAUUCUAAUGAACUUAGCCUUUCCUUGGGCAGUCACAGCAGUUCGAGGAACCCAUUACUGUCUCCGAAAAAUAGACUACCCUCUAAUCUGGAAAAUCCUCAAAGAGGAACAAAUUACACAUUUCAACGCCGCACCAACCGUCAAUACCAUCCUCUGCGCCUCCAAAGCAGCCAUCAAACUAGACCACCCCGUCCGCGUGACCGUCGCCGCAUCCCCUCCAACCGCCCACCUCUUCGAACAAAUGACCAACCUAAACCUCUUCCCCGUCCACGUCUACGGCCUCACAGAAACCUACGGCCCCAUCACAAAAGGCUACCACAUGCCCCUCUGGGAAACCCUCCCCUUGAAAGAAAAAUAUACCCGCAUGGCCCGUCAAGGCCACGGCUUCCUCCCCAGCCUGCCCAUCCGUAUCGUCAAACCCGAGCAAGCCUCCGAAGGGAUCCUUAUCGACGUCGCCAAAGACGGCAAGGAAAUCGGCGAGAUCCUCUUCUUUGGUAAUAUCUGCGCGAAGGAAUAUCUUAAAGACCCCGUCGCAACUCAAAAGCUCUUUGCGGGAGGUGGUCUUCACAGUGGCGAUCUUGCGGUUUGGCAUCCGGAUGGGAGUGCGCAGAUUCUGGAUCGGGCGAAGGAUAUUAUUAUUUCGGGGGGUGAGAAUAUUUCUUCGGUUGCGUUGGAGGCUAUGCUGGUGCAGCAUCCUGGUGUGUUGGAGGCGGGGGUUGUUGCUGUGACGGAUGAGCGGUGGGGGGAGAGACCGGUGGCUUUUGUUACGUUACAAAGUGGGCAGGAAUUGAAGGGAGAGGAUGUUGUGGAGUGGGCGAAGAAAGAGAGUGCGAUUAGUCGGUUUAUGGUUCCUAGGGAGGUGGUGGUUGUGGGGGAGUUGCCGAAGACUAGUACGGGGAAGGUGAAGAAGAAUGUUUUGAGGGGGUGGGCGAGGGGGGAUUAUAGUGAGAAGUAG
Molecule: messenger RNA, 3156 nt
Organism: Hymenoscyphus albidus
Lineage: Eukaryota; Fungi; Ascomycota; Leotiomycetes; Helotiales; Helotiaceae
Source: the annotation of a GenBank genome assembly